CCGGAGGCGAGUAGAGGCGUCGGACGCAGACAUGCAAUAUGCGGCCCGCUCAUGGAACGUGAGCGGCUGAGUCUACCAUAAAGACCCCCCUAGGAACUUCCGUUGGUACUAUCCUCGCCCCAUUCAAUAAUAUAUACAAUGGGUGCUGCAGUUGACAAUGUCCAUCCACCCGUAUGGCGGUCGCUCCUACGUCUAACCAGAUUACAUCUGUUCCCACUUGGAUCUGACCUUGCGUUUUGGCCUUCAGCCUGGGGCUUAACCCUGAGCGCAUGCGCCACCGGACUUCCCCCUAAGCAACUAGCCAAUGUCAGCUUCUGGUUCUUCGUGGGGGGAACCCUUCGACACAGCGCCGGAUGCAUAUGGAAUGACAUAUGCGACCGUGAAUACGAUCGCCAAGUUGAGAGAACGAAGAGCAGGCCUAUCGCAUCGGGCGCGAUCUCAGUUCCGUCUGCGUUAAUGUUAUACCUGGCACACGUUCUCGCCUGCAUCUCGCUCCUCAUGCAGGCAGGCCCGGACGCUACGCGGAUUGGUCUGGUUAGCUUAGUCUUACUCGACGUACUGUACCCCUUCAUGAAGCGAUGGACGUCCUGGCCGCAAGUAAUUUUAGGUAUUACAUCCGCGAUCGGCGUGCCUGUUGGGUGGGUCACUGUGGCGGGCAAAUCAACAGGCGAGCAGGUUGUCGCUGCUCUCUUUGUUGGAUGCAUCUGCUGGACCAUUUAUUGCGACACUAUCUACGCAUGUCAGGACCGACAUGAUGACCUGAAGGCCGGUGUGCACUCCACUGCCCUCCUGUUCGGCAACUACGUUCGCCCUGUCUGUGCUAUAUUUGCUGCAAUUUUUGUCGCUUGUAUGGCCACGGCCGGUGCUUUGAAUGGUCAGGGUCCCUUGUUCUUCAUCAUCACUGUACUCGGCACUGCCGUGACGCUGGCGUGGCAAGUGGCCACUGUCGACCUUGACAACGGUGCUGACUGCAUGAAAGCCUUCAUGGUUGAUGCAUACCUUAGUUAUGGUAUGUGGGCUGGAAUGCUCCUUGAUUAUGCCUAUAGGAUGAUUGUUUGAAGGGGGGAGCUUAUGUUUCAUCUUGCUUUAUUCCGCUGCAGAUUUGUGUUAUGCAAAGAAGC
Messenger RNA from Laetiporus sulphureus 93-53, 1121 nucleotides. Its product is annotated as UbiA prenyltransferase. Gene Ontology annotation, molecular function: 4-hydroxybenzoate polyprenyltransferase activity. The coding region runs from base 139 to 1059 and encodes 306 amino acids. The record is from RefSeq and is a predicted model, not a curated record. Lineage: Eukaryota; Fungi; Basidiomycota; Agaricomycetes; Polyporales; Laetiporaceae. Gene Ontology annotation, cellular component: mitochondrial inner membrane. Gene Ontology annotation, biological process: ubiquinone biosynthetic process. The transcript is spliced from 7 exons.